Mustela lutreola (European mink) is the source of this 1783-nucleotide messenger RNA. It is a transcript of the gene TRUB2, whose product is annotated as TruB pseudouridine synthase family member 2. The record is from RefSeq and is a predicted model, not a curated record. NCBI's taxonomy places the organism in Eukaryota, Metazoa, Chordata, Mammalia, Carnivora, Mustelidae. The transcript has 8 exons. Gene Ontology annotation, biological process: RNA processing; pseudouridine synthesis. Gene Ontology annotation, molecular function: RNA binding; pseudouridine synthase activity. Bases 1 to 1098 code for a protein of 365 amino acids.
AUGGCGGCCCCCAUGGUCCCGACUACAUUUGGGAGAGGGACCGUACGGCACUUCCGUUCGGGUGCAGCUAUUUCACCAGCGGGCGCUGCGCGGGCUUCGGGGAUGGGGUUCCGCGGCCUGGCGCGGCUGCACGGGCUCUUCGCAGUCUACAAGCCCCCGGGGCUGAAAUGGAAGCACGUGCGGGACACCGUGGAGCUGCAGCUUCUGAAGGGUGUCAAUGCUGGGAAGGCUCCCGCUCCUGAGCAGCGUGUUCGUUUCCUGCUGGGCCCCGUGGGGGACGGUGAAGAGAAGGCGCUUACUCUCACCGCCACCAGUGUGCCCACCCUCACCAACCAUCCGCUGGUCUGUGGACCAGCAUGCACCAGCCUGAAGAUUGGCGUGGGACACCGGCUGGAUGCCCAAGCAUCUGGGGUGCUUGUGCUCGGCGUGGGACAUGGACGCAGGCUUCUCACCAGCAUGUACAACGCUCACCUCACCAAGGAUUACACAGUACAGGGCCUCCUGGGCAAAGCCACAGAUGACUUCUGUCACGAGGGGCGGCUGGUGGAGAAGUCCACAUAUGAUCAUGUGACCAGAGAGAAGCUGGACCGAAUCCUGGCCCUGAUCCAGGGUUCCCAUCAGAAGGCCCUGGUGAUGUACUCCAACCUGGACUUGCAGACCCAGGAGGCCUAUGAGAUGGCUGUGAGAGGCUUGAUCCGGCCCAUGAACAAGUCCCCAAUGCUGGUAACGGCCAUCCAGUGCAUCCACUUUGCGCCUCCGGAAUUCCUCAUACAGGUGCAGUGCAUGCAUGAGACACAGAAGCAGCUGAGAAGGCUGGUACAUGAGAUCGGCCUGGAGCUGAAGACCACCGCCGUCUGCUCCCAAGUGCGGCGCACACGGGAUGGCUUUUUCACCCUAGACGAUGCCCUCCUGAGGACCCAUUGGGACUUACAUAGCAUCGAGGAUGCCAUCCAGGCUGCAGCUCCCCGGGUGGCUGCAGAGCUGGAGAGGAGCUUGGGGCCAGGGCUGGGCACCCAGCAGCUUCAGGAUCCUGGCCGGCCCUGGGACUCUAGGGGGCCGAGCUCUGCCUUGGGGCUGGAAAGCUGUGCUGGGCAUUGACAGACCCCGCGGCUGGCAGGACAGUGGAUGGAUAAGAAUUGUUCAUGAGCUGGAACAGCUUACUGUGGAAUACAAGAGUAAGGGAAGCUUUUCUACAUGUGACAGAAAAUUCUGAAACUGUAUGAAAGAAGAUCAACAGACUUGACCCCACGGAAAAGGAAAAACUUUUCCUAUGGAGGAACAGAUGAUAAGUGAUAAGACAGAUCAAAAUACUUGUAAUAUGUUUAAGAAGGAAUAUCCAGGGACGCCUGGGUGGCUCAGUGGGUUAAACGGCUGCCUUCGGCUCAGGUCAUGAUCCCAGGGUCCUGGGAUCAGGUCCCACAUUGGGCUCCUUGCUCAGCGGGAAGCUGCCUCUCCCUCUGCCUGCCACUCUGUCUGCCUGUGCUCACUCUGAGAAAUAAAUUAAUAAAAUCUUAAAAAAAAAAAAAUGGGGGUGCCUGGGUGACUCAGUGGGUUGAGGCCUCUGCCUUCGGCUUGGGUUGUGGUCCUGGGGUCCUGGGAUCGAGCCCCACACCGGGUUCUCUGCUCUGCAGGGAACCUGCUUCCUCCACUCUCUCUGCCUGCCUCUCUGCCUACUUGUGACCUUUCUCUGUCAAAUAAAUUAAACAAAAAGAAGAAGAAGAAUGAAUAUCCAGGGGCACCUGGGUGGCUCAGUCAAGCUCAGAUCAUGAUCCCAGGGUCCUGG